GGCUCGUUGGGGGACGUAACAUCAGGUGCAUUUCCCUCCCUUUACCUGUUCAACAUAACUUCCCUCAGAUACGUCCCUUGUUCUUUUCUUAUUUCCCAGUUUCUCCAUAGCCGAAUACCCCAAAGCUCAAUCCAAAAAGAGAAAAUAUCAUAACUCCUUUUCAUUCAACACCCAAAACUUUCCAUCACUUUCCUUUCUAUCUGGUUCUCUCCAAAGCCAGAAAUGAAGGGAUUCAAUCCUUCAACUAAUCUCUCCUUCUUCCUCCAGCUUUUUCUUAUCACAGUUCAUCUCUUCUCCUGGUCUUCCAGUCUCAAGAUCGGAGAAACAUGUUCUUCUUCUUCUUCCAACAGUGGAUGUGACUCUGGCUUAACAUGUCAAACUUGCGCAGCCAAUGGAAAUACCCGACCCAGAUGCACACGGAUUCAACCACUCAACCCUACAUCGAAGGAAAAAGGUUUGCCAUUUAACCAAUAUUCUUGGCUCACAACUCAUAACUCUUAUGCCCUCAAAGGGGCAAAAUCGGAAAUUGGAUCGGUUAUUGUUGCACCCACUAACCAGGAAGACUCCAUCACCAAUCAACUUCAGAAUGGGGUUCGUGGACUUAUGCUGGAUAUGUAUGACUUCAAUGGUGACAUAUGGUUAUGUCACUCCUUCAAUGGCCAAUGCUUCAAUGUCACAGCAUUUCAACCUGCCAUUAAUGUGCUCAAAGAGAUACAGGCGUUUCUAGAGGCAAAUCCAUCAGAGAUUAUCACCAUAUUUAUUGAGGAUUAUGUGGUAUCUCCACAAGGCUUAACAAAGGUUUUCAAUGCAUCUGGUUUAAGUAAAUACUGGUUUCCUGUUUCAAAGAUGCCCAAGAAUGGUGAAGAUUGGCCGACAGUUGAUGAUAUGGUCAAGCAGAACGAGAGACUGGUAGUUUUCACUUCCAAAUCAGCUAAGGAGGCAUCUGAGGGGAUUGCUUAUCAGUGGAGAUAUGUGGUAGAAAACCAGUAUGGAGAUGAUGGGAUGAAAGCUGGUUCCUGUCCAAACCGUGCUGAAUCAUCUCCUAUGGAUACUAAAACAAGAUCGCUGGUUCUUCAAAACUACUUUCCUACUAAUCCGAAUGAGACAGCAGCUUGCGCAGAAAAUUCAGCUCCGCUGGUUAGCAUGCUGAACACCUGUCAGAGGGCAGCUGGAAAUCGAUGGCCAAACUUCAUUGCUGUUGAUUUUUACCAGAGAAGUGAUGGUGGGGGAGCCCCAGAAGCGGUAGAUAUAGCAAAUGGUCAUCUCACUUGUGGUUGUGACAAUGUAGCCUAUUGCAAGGCCAAUGCUACAUUUGGCACCUGUGAGGUCCCUCCAAUUUCACCCCCUCCACCUGCCGCUGCAACUCAAUCGACCACCCUUUCUAACUCCAACUUUGCUAAUAUGGAUGCCAGACCUGUCCAACUGCGGUGGAUGCUGGCCACUAUUUUGACCACAAUUCUCUUGUUUCGGAGUUGAUGAUCACCAGUUCGCCUGUUUGUUUUUCCUUUAUAAUUUUUAAGAUUUGAGUCACACGGCAGUUGUUUUUACAAAACCAAGGAUUUAUAUUUCCUUUACUUGACCUCUUAACUCAAUUAAGAUUAUACUUCAACCACCAGAAUUUUGCAAACAAAAAGGAAAUGUUGAAAAUCCAGAGGGGGGGGGGGGACAUGGGGUUCCUACA
Molecule: messenger RNA, 1681 nt
Organism: Durio zibethinus
Lineage: Eukaryota; Viridiplantae; Streptophyta; Magnoliopsida; Malvales; Malvaceae
Product: PI-PLC X domain-containing protein At5g67130-like
Biological process (GO): lipid metabolic process
Molecular function (GO): phosphoric diester hydrolase activity
Source: RefSeq, a predicted model, not a curated record